AUGAGUUAAUCAUAAAAAUUAUCUAUUUCUCCUCUUAAGAAUUAACAACCCUUUCUUCCUACUAUUUCAUUUAAAACUUCUGAAUCUCCUUCAAAAGUUUUAAUCCCUCUUGCUAAUUAUAUGUUAUUUGAAUAAAAAAAAGAUAAAAUACAAGCAAUCAAUGCUAAACAAUUGAAAUAUGAAAGAGCCUAAGUUAUAUAUAAAUAUCUUCAUUAAUAAAUACUUAAAAAAAAAGACUCUCAUUAAUAAAAAUCUAAUCAAUAAGAUAAAACUCCAAUAACUGAUUCUAAAGAUAAAAUUCAAAAUUCUAAAGAAUCUUCCUCCUCUUUUCAAUAAUUAAAGAAAAUUAUUGAGAAAUAAAGCAAUUAAAGUAUUUGAGUUUUCAUAUUUAUUUAUAGAAAUAUUAGAGGUCAGUUAAUCAUGUAAGAAUUUUACUGUUUAACCAAAUUUAUCUAAUUAAAUUCUAAAUGGAUGUAUUGUUGAAUUAGAUUAAGAAUAAGAAGAAUGUGAACAACAAAUUUCAUACUAAAUUAAGAAUAAAUUAAAUAUAUCACUUAAUGUAUAUAAUAAUAAUUUCAACGAUAAUAAUAAUUAGAAAUAAUAAAAAGUAUUUAAUUAUUAUAAAUAGGUGAUCUUGGACUAUAAUUAAUAAAAUAAAGCAUACAAAGAAAAGAACAUUUAAAUUAUUUAAAUGAUUAAGAAUGCCUAGUAAAAUCUUUUAAAACAAAGAGAUGAAGUAAGAAAAGAAUAUGAAAAAGAAUAUAAAUAUAAGAAAAUUUUAAGAUAAAAAGAAAGAAGGGAAGGAUUGUAAAAUGCAUAAUAAGGAAUUAAAAAUAGACAAUUAAAAUCAUUGUUAAAUGCUUUAAAAGGAUCUACAAUUUAAAAAUCUAAUUAAGCUCAAUAAUAAGUUUAAAAUAUUGGAAGAAAAUACUUUUUACAGAGAAGUUAAUCUACUAUAAUAAGUAGAUAGAGUUCAUUUUAAUAAUCUAACCAUGAUUACAUAACUGAUAAAUAUAAUGGUGAAAGACUUAUUGGAAAAAUUUCUUAGAUAUCUGAUGUUUGUAGUUCUGAAACCUCCUAAGACUCAAAUUUAUAAAUAUGUAAUAAUUUUUAAUUAGUAAUAGAAUUUCCUAUUAAAUCAUAAAAAGUUACAUGA
Messenger RNA from Paramecium sonneborni, 1156 nucleotides. Lineage: Eukaryota; Ciliophora; Oligohymenophorea; Peniculida; Parameciidae. The record is from the annotation of a GenBank genome assembly.